CUGUGAAGCAUCCCGAGCCAGCAGGGGCUCAAUCCAGGUAUGGAGCCUAAAUGAGGACCGGUUUGUGGAGCCCGUUGAGACGCUAGACUGUAACCAAGCAGCAAGAUUUGAGUGUGACGCGCGUCCGUGGAUCUUGCAGCGGGCCUAGGACUCAUUGACGAUCCUGCUUUGUACCCGGGCGUGAACCCGGCGCCCGCGUCGUUUUCCGCCCUCCGGUGAAUCAGAUUUCCGUUCCGCGUCCCUGCCGCUCUGACUCAGUAGCGGCAUGAUGGCUGAGGGCGGCGGACCCGAGUCGGGUAAUGGGGCUGAGCCCGACCCGGAGCCGGUGUCCGUUGAGACGACUGUUCCUCCACCUGAAACUCAAAAGGACAGCAUCGGGACACUUCUGAAGACCGCACUGCGGAAGGGCGAUGAAUGGUUCUUAGUUGACAACCGGUGGUUUAAGCAGUGGAAGAAGUAUGUUGGUUUUGACAGCUGGGAUUUGUACAAUGUUGGUGAGAGUAGUCUCUACCCAGGACCCAUUGACAACUCAGGGCUUUUUUCAGACCAAGAGACUCAGACACUGAAGGAGCACCUUAUAGACGAGUUGGACUAUGUUCUGAUGCCCACUGAGGCCUGGAACAAGCUUGUCAGCUGGUAUGGCUGCAUGGAAGGGCAGAACCCCAUUGUUCGCAAGGUGGUUGAACAUGGUAUGUUUGUGAAACACUGUAAAGUGGAGGUCUACCUAUUGGAAUUAAACCUGUGUGAGAAUAACAAUAUGGACAAUGUGGUGACUCGCCACUUCAGCAAGGCAGACACUAUAGACACGAUUGAGAAGGAAAUGAGGUCACUGUUUGGUAUCCCAAAAGAUCAGGAGACACGAUUGUGGAAUAAAUAUAUGAGUAACACGUAUGAACAGUUGAAUAAGCCAGACAGCACUGUCCAGGACGCUGGCCUCUUCCAAGGCCAGGUGCUUGUGAUUGAGACGAAAAACGAGGAUGGUACCUGGCCUAGGCAGUCGACACAUACCAAAUCCAGCACCACCACGUCUCGCAACUUCACCACAUCCCCAAAGCUUUCUUCUAACUCUUCAGCCACCAUCUGCUCUACUGUGACCAACGGGGAUAGCAGCAGCACAGGAUUCUCGCUGAAUAACAGCACCUCCGCUGGAAACAGGUUGGGUGGCUAUAACUCUUAUAGCUCCUCUUACAACUACAGAGAGGUUCAGUCUCAGCCUGGCCUGUGUGGCCUCAGUAACCUUGGCAACACCUGCUUUAUGAACUCCGCCCUCCAGUGCCUAAGUAAUGCGCCGCCCUUGACGGAAUACUUCCUAAAUGAUCUGUACGAAGCUGAGAUCAACCGGGAGAAUCCACUGGGCAUGCGGGGGGAGAUCGCAGAGGCCUAUGCCGACCUAGUGAAGCAGAUGUGGCAGAGCCACAGUAGUCAUGUGGCGCCACGCAUGUUCAAGACACAGGUGGGCCGAUUUGCACCCCAGUUCUCAGGGUACCAACAGCAGGAUUCCCAGGAGCUGCUGGCUUUCCUCUUGGAUGGACUCCAUGAGGACCUGAACCGGGUCAAGAAGAAGCCUUAUGUGGCCCUGAGCGAUGCCGACGGUCGUCCUGAUGAGGUCGUUGCAAAGGAAGCUUGGACAAACCAUCGUCUUCGUAACGAUUCCAUCAUUGUGGACAUCUUCCAUGGCCUGUUCAAAUCGACACUGGUCUGCCCUGAGUGCUCCAAGAUUUCUGUCACCUUUGACCCCUUCUGCUACCUCACUCUGCCCCUUCCAAUGAAGAAAGACCGUACCAUGGAGGUAUUCCUGGUUCGCAUGGAUCCCCAGUCUAGGCCAAUGCAGUACAGGGUGGUGGUAGCCAAGCUGGGUAUAGUGGGAGACUUGUGCAACGCCUUGUCCAAACUGUCUGGAGUUCCUGCAGAGAAUAUGGUGGUAGCUGAUGUUUACAACCACCGUUUCCACAAAAUUUAUAAGUGGGAUGAUGCCCUUAACCACAUAAUGGAGAAGGAUGAUAUAUUUGUCUAUGAGGUGGAGGGGGACUUGGGGGAGCGGGUCAACCUGGCGGUCUACUUUAGGGAGAGGUACUCGAAGUUGUCCGGCGGUUCCUCGAGCACCAUGCUGUUUGGGCAGCCCCUGCUCCUUACCGUACCCCGGCAGAACCUCCCCAUGGACGUACUGUACGAGAAGGUGCUGGACAGGAUCUCCCGCUAUGUGAAGCAGCCUCACGGCUGCGUGCCUGAGCGGAAGGCCUCGGCCUCCACAUCCAGCAGCAGCAGUAGCAGCAGCAGCAUCCAGGCAUCCAUGGGAGCCAGUCGUGGGGCGGAGCUAUCAGAUGGGCCGACCUGCAGCGUGGGCUCUGCUGGCCUUUGCACACAAGAGCAGGAAUCUCGUCCCUGCAAUGGCCCCAAUGGGCUGUGUGAAGGAGAGGAGGAAGCCAUGGAUCAGCAGGUGAGCCUUGAGCAGGACAACAGCCAGUCAGACUGCUCCGUAGGGGAAGAAGAUGGUGCAGAUGUUGAGGACUGUCUAACUGGCAACCUGCCUAAGAAGAGUUGUUCUCGGCCUAAACUGUUUUCAAUCAGCCUGGUGAACUCGUAUGGAACAACCAAUAUCACUCCUCAGCCUUGCGAUGGAAACCUCCUCAAAUUGAACACACAUUCCACAGUGGCCCUAGACUGGGAUUUGGAGAUGAAGAGGCAAUACUAUGACGACCAGGAGGCAGAGGCUUAUGAGAAGCAUGAGAGCAUGCCGCAGCCUCAGAGAAAACGAACCAGCGUGGCCUUGAAGGACUGCAUAGAACUCUUCACCACCAAUGAGACUCUGGGCGAGCACGACCCCUGGUACUGCCCCACUUGUAAGAAGCACCAACAGGCUAACAAGAAGUUUGACCUGUGGUCCCUGCCUAGAAUCCUGGUAGUCCAUUUGAAACGCUUUUCCUACAAUCGCUGCUGGAGGGACAAGCUGGACACUGUGGUGGACUUCCCCAUCAGGGACUUGAACAUGUCCGAGUUUGUGUGUGAUCCAAAGGCAGGCCCCUAUGUCUACGACCUUAUUGCAGUGUCCAACCAUUACGGCGGAAUGGGAGGAGGCCACUACACAGCCUAUGCCAAGAACAAAAUCGAUGGGAAGUGGUAUUACUUUGAUGACAGCAGCGUUUCAUCAGCCACUGAAGACCAGAUUGUGACAAAGGCUGCAUACGUGCUCUUUUACCAGCGACGAGAUGAGGAAGCUCCCUCAAAGUCUCCCCCUUCAGCCUCCCUGGGCGGGGCUCCUGACUGUGGGGACGAUCACAUGGACACCAACUGAGGGGCUCGGCAUGGGGCCGUGCUCGCAGCAGCUUCCACUGCCUCGGACCCUCAUCUCCAACCACGUUGCCCAUCUGUUGCUUUCCAGUUUUUAGAUCUUCUUCACAUGCAUCGAUGACGUUUUGAUGCAUUAUCUAAAAGACUCCAUCUUUUGGAGCCCACGGGCUACAGAAGUGUCAGCCUGGUCGUGGUGUUAAGAGUACACAGGGAUGUCGACCUCACUGGACCACCAGAAUGUUUUAAAAAAAACAUAGCAAUUCUUUUAUGUGCUAUAGGUAUCUGGAGAGAAUAAAAUAAGCCAAAUGCA
Brienomyrus brachyistius is the source of this 3598-nucleotide messenger RNA. RefSeq names its product ubiquitin specific peptidase 4 (proto-oncogene) (gene usp4). The record is from RefSeq and is a predicted model, not a curated record. Lineage: Eukaryota; Metazoa; Chordata; Actinopteri; Osteoglossiformes; Mormyridae. The transcript has 22 exons. Gene Ontology annotation, biological process: protein deubiquitination. Gene Ontology annotation, molecular function: cysteine-type deubiquitinase activity. The coding region runs from base 266 to 3292 and encodes 1008 amino acids.